CGCGACGCGAUUCCCGGAAGACAAUACAAAGUGGUCUGUUUGGGUGGUAGAUAACAGGUUCCAUAAAGUUCCGUUCGAAUCCAAUAUUUGUCCUCAUCGGGCCAGCCCGUCGGAUUCUAGUCACGACUGGCUGCUGUGUCUCAGCCGGAGCCAGGGAGCGCAAAGAUUCCUCGGUCUAUAUCAGGGGCCGGCGUCAAAGAACAGAAGUUCGAUAAUAAUUAUCCAACGAAUUUGCAGAAAAAGCAGAGACCCGCUCUCGCCGAGGAACAAAGAGACGGCGGAUGAGCCAACGGCUGAACGGGGAAUCCGUGAAAUUUAACAAAGCGGGCUCGGUCUGCGGAAUUUGAAUGACAAAGGGAAAAAUAGAGAUUCUUCGGCAAAGGACCUCGCCGUGCCGGGGAAGAUGCUAGCCUGGAUCAAACCGAAUCUCGGCAAGAAUCAGAUCAAGCGGCUGGGGGCCGUGCUGCGCGUCCUGCGACACUAUUGCACCAAUGCGACCGUCCACGGAUUGAGAUACGUCGUCGAUCCUCACCUUCACGGGAUCGAACGGUUCCUCUGGUUCUUCAUCUUCGCUACGCACGCCAUCUUGGCGGCGACUGCCAUGCUGUAUCUGACACAGAGAGUUCAGGAAGCGCCGACGUCAAUCGGCAUCGAAUCGAUGCAUCACAGAAUAUCCAGCGUCCCGUUCCCGAGCGUCACUCUCUGUCCGAACGAUCGUGUCGAUUGGACCAAGCUCCUCGAGCUGGAGAAGCUGAUUUUUCCGAAUAAUACCGAUCGUCGGACGCUCAAGACCUUCCGGGACGUGAUGCUCCAGCUUUCCGUCAUCAGCUUCGGCGAUUUCCAACUGUUCGACUUUUUGAAACGGCGUCGGCUCGAUGGACUGACCGAUGUGAACGUGACGGACGUUCUGCUGCAAGUGGUGCCCAGCUGCUCCCAGCUGUUCGUGCGCUGCUGGUGGCGGAACUCGUUCCGAGACUGCUGCGAGAUAUUCGAGCUGCAGAAGACCGAGUACGGAUUCUGUUACUCGUUCAAUUCUCAGCUGGCGGAGACGGUGAACCAACGGAAGUAUCACGGCUACCGGGAACAUCGUCCCCGCAGAGCAACCAGCUAUGGCGCCUGGAGCGGUCUCAGGGUCACCGCUCGGAUGGCGAACGUGACCAAGCCGCCGGAUUCGCACGAGUCCGACGGUAUUUUAUUCAUGUUGGACGACCCGAGAGUGUGGCCCAACAACGGGCGAGUGAUCCCAGCGAACUCGCUGACCACCGUAUCGUUCGAUUGCAUCUCCGGGUUCGCUACCCAAUCGAUUCUGGAGCUCGACGAAAGCAGAGCGCCUUGCAGACACAAGCCCGAGAUGCUCUACGCUCAGGAGACCUGCAUAUCGUUUUGCAAGCAGAAGCAUACCAUCGAACACUGCGGGUGCAAUCCUUCGUUCAUGUUUCCAGCCGGUUCCACGCGCGAGUGCAACGUAUCCGACUUCAUCUGUCUAGCCGAUCACAACGACCUGUAUAGAGAUAAUAUCUUAACGGAAGAGGAGGAGGCGUUUGAGAAGGAUCCAGUGAUAUGCAACUGUCCGCCGGGCUGCGACUAUAACAUCUACACACCGCACUUAUCAGCGGUGAGGUUGUAUCAGUCGGCGGACAUCACGGUGGACGUGCAUUUCUCCAGCCAGACGAACUUCCGCUACAAGAUGGACCUGGUCUACACUCGCAUCAAUUUUCUCGUGUCCUUUGGCGGGAUAAUCGGCUUGUUCCUGGGCGGCUCGUUGCUCAGCGCGAUCGAGCUGGUCUAUUACCUGGCGGUGAUGGUGUUCCGUUACCUGGCCUCGUGUCGUCCCGAGGCACAUCCACGUGCCGGAAGGAAGAUCGUGAACUCCGGCGGCCCUCCGACGACGCUGCUCGCAUUGCCCAUUCAGGAUUACGGCCCAGUAAAACCGAGACCGAAGAGAAUCCCGAUUUUAGUGAAUUACGCCGCAGCGAAAUCGAAUUUGAACAGAUACUGAGCCAGCUCCGGGACCGGUCGAGUUUUUAAGCGGUCGCUCGGGCGAUUAUCGUUACUCACGAUUUAUCGGCGAACGAGGGCCGAGGAGAGAGAGAGAGAGGCCGGGCAAGGAGGAGCAAGAAGUCGGCAAGAGAGCAGCAUCGAUUUCGCGUAACAAUCUCGUUUUUUUACUGCAAAUAGAGGCGACCCGGUUAGACGGUAAUCACGGCCGCGAAACACCGGUCGCGCGUCGCGACGCCCACGCCGAACGAUAACGCCCCGAACGGAAUUAUGUAAACGCAGGCCGUAGGGAAUCGAUUCGUUCCUGAAUGUUCGCCACCGUCGUUUCGACGUGUUGACCGGACCAAUAGCUGCCCCGUUGCAGGAUGCUCGAGUUACGAGAUCGGCAGCUUCUGCAUUAAGUUUUACUUUGCCCGGCGAUCAAGCGGGCGCGUUUAUUUGGCGCUCAAGCGAUUGGGGAAUCGUAGAGGACGAGAUUGAACCGAGUUUAACGCGAGCCCGUUUAGUUCGAAUCGCAGCGAGCUUUCAAAUCGUAUACGCGAACGUGCAGAUUUGCUUUUUACUGCUUGACUUCUUCGUGUCCUUGGUUUAGCGGCACCGAAAAAAUUACUCGAGAUAUCUGCACGUUCUUCGAGAGACUUAACCUUUUGCACUCGAAGCUAUUUUAAUUCAAAAUAUGUUUUCUGAUCAAAUUGAACU
Megalopta genalis is the source of this 2697-nucleotide messenger RNA. Its product is annotated as pickpocket protein 19. The record is from RefSeq and is a predicted model, not a curated record. Gene Ontology annotation, cellular component: plasma membrane. Gene Ontology annotation, biological process: sodium ion transmembrane transport. Gene Ontology annotation, molecular function: ligand-gated sodium channel activity. NCBI's taxonomy places the organism in Eukaryota, Metazoa, Arthropoda, Insecta, Hymenoptera, Halictidae.